Emiliania huxleyi CCMP1516 is the source of this 324-nucleotide messenger RNA. RefSeq lists its product as hypothetical. The transcript has a single exon. The record is from RefSeq and is a predicted model, not a curated record. The coding region runs from base 1 to 324 and encodes 107 amino acids. NCBI's taxonomy places the organism in Eukaryota, Haptophyta, Isochrysidales, Noelaerhabdaceae.
AUGCCGUCACCGGACGCGGCGGCGAGGCACACGGGCGCCGGCGUGGCGCGUCGGCAGGCCCACCACGAGCGGAUGCGCGACGAGCGCGCUCGGGAAGCGGCCGCGGGCGACGCGGAGCUUCCGCCGGAGGACGACGCGGUCGAGAUGGCGAGCGCCGCCCAGCUGCUGGACAGCGUGGCGGAGGUGGGCCCGAACUACACCCUGCUGCGCAGCAAGGAGACGAAGGCGAAGCGGCGGAAGCGACAGCGCGAGGAUGCCAGGGCGGUAAAAUGCAUCGAUCUCCCUGGGGCGACGCACGAAAUCGCCAUGCUACGAGACUUUUAA